Molecule: messenger RNA, 1275 nt
Organism: Eleginops maclovinus (Patagonian blennie)
Lineage: Eukaryota; Metazoa; Chordata; Actinopteri; Perciformes; Eleginopidae
Gene: rlig1
Product: RNA 5'-phosphate and 3'-OH ligase 1
Biological process (GO): response to reactive oxygen species
Molecular function (GO): RNA ligase (ATP) activity
Source: RefSeq, a predicted model, not a curated record
GAAGAACGCGUCACAUGACCAGAACUCUGUAAUCACCGCCCAUGCUAUAAACAACACAACGUGGGAACUGAAAACAACACCAGCUGGAUAGUAUAUACAUAAAACAGGACCAUGCGUCGGCUGGGCUCCGUGCAGCACAAGAUCCCGUGCGUGUUUCUCACGGAGGUGAAGGAGGAGCAGUCCCGGAAACGCGACUGUCAGCAAUUCCAGGUGGUUGCCACAGAGAACGUGAACCCUGUUGCUCUGGAGGCCAACAUCCACUGCGCCGUCGCCACGGAGAAGAUAGAUGGCACCUGCUGCUACGUUACACUUCAUAAGGGUCGGCCUCACCUGUGGGCCCGCCUCGACAGGAAGCCGAACAAACAGGCGGAAGAAGAGUUAAAAAAACAUCAGCAUCAACACCGCAGCUGUAAAGGUUUCUCGUGGAACGUAGAGGAGGACUUUAAGACGGUGCCGGAGGCGUGGAUCCCCGCUCACAGAGUCCAACACCACAACGGACACCCGGUCCCCGAUGAACACGGACACAUCCCAGGCUGGGUCCCGGUGCAGAAAGAUAACAAGCAGUACUGCUGGCACUGCUCCGUGCUGGACCCCGAGGGGAUGGCGGUUCUGGUUCUGAGGCCCGGCGUCGACGAUGAAGACGAGCUGGAAGUGGCUGCCGUGCCGCUGGCCGACCUGCUGGAACAAACUCUGGAACUCAUCGGAACAAACGUCAACGGGAACCCUUACGGUCUGGGCAGUAAGAAGCAGCCGCUGCAGUGCCUGGUGUCUCACGGGAGCGUCGGGGUCAGGAACCCCCCGUCUGUGGACUUCCAGCAGCUCACCUCCUGGUUGAGGGAGAGUCCGGAGGGCCGGGUGGAGGGCAUCGUGUGGCACUGCAGCGACGGCACGCUCAUCAAGGUCCAUCGUCACCACCUGGGGCUGCGGUGGCCGGACGAGGAGACACGCCUGGGGGCGCGACCGGUGGUCGUCCACGUGGACGGUCCCCUCGGUGAAUUCAUCGACAGCAAGGACUUGUUCUCGUCCUUCUCCAGACUCAACGGGCAGCGCUUCGGCCGAUUGCGGGACAUCCAGUUUGACUUGUAGACAGAGACGACCAAACCUUUUCCCCGAAGCUUCUUCUGUGACGGAAGCAGCUAGAUGAUGUCUCCAGUAAUUCCUUUUACUCUGCAGAAACGAGUACAGCUUCAACGAAGAAACGACUGACCAAAUGUUCCCAAAGUUAUCUGUAAAUACUGUACGUUAAGUGAAGAAUAAACAACGAGUAUGUUAGUA